AUAAUCAGCAAAGACAGUUUGGAUGCAGAGAAACAUCAGACAUCAGUGAAGAGACUUCAUCCAGGUUUCACUCUGAAGAAUGGCAAACAUCUCUGUUAACACCACCCUCCUGAAUGAAAGCAUUAACGUCAACCAUAAUGGCUCCCUGCAUGAGGAUUAUGAAAACAUCGAAUUCAUCUUGCAUGUAGUGACAUACAUCAUCGCUGGUAUCGGUCUCCCUUUGUUACUCGUGGCCAUCUAUGCUCUUUACUCUCAGGUAAAGAAUGGUCAGGUGGCUCCAGUCUACAUCAUCAACCUUUUCAUAUCUGACCUCAUUCAGCUCUGCUGUCUGAUCAUUUGGGAGUCUGAACCUGAGGAAGUGAUGAUACAGCGAGUGAACUAUACUUACACAUUUGGCGUAUUAACUAGUGUUGGCUUCAUGGUGUGUAUUUCACUGGAAAGAUAUUUGGUCAUCGCCCACCCACUGUGGUACCGCUUCAGACGAACCAUCAGGAUCUCUGUGGGGGUCUGUGUUGUAGUCUGGAUCAUAUCUCUUGUCUUGAGUUUCACUGUGGUCCCCUGGGUUACUGAGUUUGUUGCAAACAUGGUUGUCUCCAUCUUCAUCAUCAUUCCCUUCCCACUGUUCAUCUUCUUCCUGGUUGGGACCCUCAGAGCUCUCUCUACUUCUGUCUCAGUCCCCUCUGAUGAAAAACGGAGAAUCGUGGCAAUCUUAGUCCUGGUGCUGCUGAUUUAUACUCUGCUGUUCCUGCCUUACAUUAUUUUGCUCACUGCAGGAACAUACUUCUAUGAUUUCACUCUAAAUGUCCUGUCCCACUUGUUUGUAAAGCUGAGCCCACUUGCGGACUUACUUCUGUAUGUUUUCAUCAAAAAAGAGACCUUUAGGAAGCUUUGGACCUCUGUGUGCUGUUGCAGAAAGGAGAACAAUGACACCAUCAACACCGACACAAUCAACCUAGACCACAUGUAGACCAGUGGUUAUCAACUGGUGGGUCAGGACUGUAAAAGUGUGUUAUUGAGCUGUUUUUCAGUGGCUCUGA
This is a messenger RNA of Cheilinus undulatus (humphead wrasse), 1037 nucleotides long. RefSeq names its product ovarian cancer G-protein coupled receptor 1-like. NCBI's taxonomy places the organism in Eukaryota, Metazoa, Chordata, Actinopteri, Labriformes, Labridae. Gene Ontology annotation, biological process: phospholipase C-activating G protein-coupled receptor signaling pathway; positive regulation of Rho protein signal transduction. The record is from RefSeq and is a predicted model, not a curated record. Gene Ontology annotation, molecular function: G protein-coupled receptor activity. The transcript has 4 exons. Bases 80 to 967 code for a protein of 295 amino acids. Gene Ontology annotation, cellular component: membrane.